AUGUCCGUGUCCCCCCCCCAGCUGGUGUCCAAGCGCGCCGGCACCGUGUGCAGUAACUGCCAGACCAGCACCACCACGCUCUGGCGCCGCAGCCCCCGCGGGGACCCCGUCUGCAACGCCUGCGGCCUCUACUAUAAACUGCACCGGGUGAAUCGGCCCCUGACCAUGCGCAAGGACGGGAUCCAGACCCGGAACCGCAAAGUCUCGGCCAAGGGGAAGAAGCGGCGCCAAGGGGGGGGUGGGGGGGGCUCCGGCAGCGGGGCGGGGGGAGGGGCAGAGGCCAUGGGGGGCCCCCCUCCUCCCGCCCCCCCCCAUGAGGACCCAGCUGCUCUUUACGCCCUCACCCCCCUCGUGCUCUCCGGGCACCUCCUGCCCUUCCCCCCCCCCAGCCCCUUUCUGGGGGGGCCUGGGGGCAGUUACGUGCCCACCCCCACCCCUGCGGUGCCCCCCCCCAGCCUCAGCCCCCAGCUCUGAGGGGGGAGAAUGGGGGGGGAGGGGGUCUCCAUUACACUUUGGUGUCACAAAUGGA
Messenger RNA from Pezoporus occidentalis (night parrot), 529 nucleotides. RefSeq names its product erythroid transcription factor-like. The record is from RefSeq and is a predicted model, not a curated record. Gene Ontology annotation, biological process: positive regulation of transcription by RNA polymerase II; negative regulation of transcription by RNA polymerase II; cell fate commitment. NCBI's taxonomy places the organism in Eukaryota, Metazoa, Chordata, Aves, Psittaciformes, Psittacidae. Gene Ontology annotation, molecular function: RNA polymerase II cis-regulatory region sequence-specific DNA binding; zinc ion binding; DNA-binding transcription factor activity, RNA polymerase II-specific.